This is a messenger RNA of Cuscuta europaea, 3610 nucleotides long. NCBI's taxonomy places the organism in Eukaryota, Viridiplantae, Streptophyta, Magnoliopsida, Solanales, Convolvulaceae. The record is from the annotation of a GenBank genome assembly.
CUUCUCCAUUUAGAUACUACGGUCGCCGGGCUCCGGAGUUUCAAAUUUCAAAACGACCGUUGACAGAAUUUCCCAUCGUAACGGAGCAUUGGUUCACCGUUCGCUGGAAAGAAAGCGAUCAACAAAAUUUCUUUACGUGCUUCGCGCUGUCUUUAUCAGUACUCGUAGCAGUUCAAAUACCAUAUCUCUCAGCUUUUAUCAAUGGAAGAUCUAAGUCCUCAUUCCUGGCAAGACCCCCUUCUUAUCACCGACGUUUCUUCUCAGCAAUUGCUACAUUUCAGCUCAUACCCUUGUCCUAAUCCACCAUUUUCUGGUUUUACAUGUUCUCCGGUGCAAGUGAUCCCAGAGAGUACAUAUGCUGAUCCAAUUAUGGAAAGUAUAAUGAAAGAAAGAAAGAUUAUACAUGAUUAUCAUCCUGAUCCAAUUGUAGAAAAUGCAAUGGGUGAUACUUACACCACAACUCCAUAUUCAAUAGAGCCAGAAUUGCAAGAAAGGAUCACAGACGCUAUUCAUCCUGAUCCAAUUGUAGAAUAUACAGUGGCAGGCAGGGAGAUAUUGGCGUUUUCAUUAACAUCUCCUGAUUUGGUGAUCUGUUCUGAUUCGCCGGAAAUUCCCACACAAUUCUAUGAAGAAUCACCUGAAAUUUUCAAGUGUGGCUCAUUUGCAGUGUCUUUACAGAAUGGUUUAGAGGGAUCUGAAGCUAAGGAUUCUAAUGAUAAGCCACUUUCUUCUGCAAAGCUUUCAGCUUCAUUUUGUGGAUUAAAAGAUGAAUUUGAGCUUCCUCCCCCACCAGUGGUGGAAGAGUUUUCACCAGUCCUCUCAAGCGCUAUAGUGAGCAUUAAUGUUGGACUAGACAAAGAGUUGGGAUGUCCACAACUGCCACAAAGCAGUAAGUUUUGGAAGGUCGAGGAAGAUGGAGAUGUUCAAAGGAUGCAAUUGGAAAAUGGUUGCCAGGAGAAGGAACUCGAGGAAACAAAGAGGCAUCUGGAGGAACUUAAAUGGCUCAAUGAGCAAAAAAGUAGAGAAUGCCAAGAAGCACAGAAGGCCUUAGAGGAUCUUCAGAACGAGCUCAUGCGCAAGUCAAUGCAUGUUGGAUCCCUAGCUUUUGCAAUUGAGGGGCAGGUAAAAGAAAAAACCAAAUGGUUCUCUACACUGAGAGACCUGACUAGAAAAGCGAAGAUUAUUAAGAUGGAUCAUAUUAAGCUCUCAGAAGAGGCUUUGUCAUUUAAGCAUUACACAGAAGAUGUGGCUAACAUGAGCUCUCUCAUUCAAUCAAAGAUAAAGCAACAUGUGGCAUUGCAUGAAGAUCUGAAGGUUAAGUUUACUAAAGGUGCCAAGGAACAAAAGGAGCUCUAUAAUAAGAUUUUAGAAUUGAAAGGAAAUAUCAGGGUUUUCUGUCGCUGCAGACCAUUGAGUGCAGAAGAGAUUGCAAUGGGAGCUUCAGUGGCGAUUGAUUUUGAAGCUUCCAGGGAUGGAGAGUUAACUGUAAAAUCAAACGGGCUGUCUAAGAAGACCUAUAAAUUUGAUGCUGUUUUCACACCCCAAGCAGAACAAGUUGAAGUAUUUAAAGACACGGCACCAUUUGCAGCAUCUGUCUUGGAUGGAUACAAUGUUUGCAUAUUUGCAUAUGGUCAGACCGGUACAGGGAAGACUUUCACAAUGGAAGGCACAAAAGAAGCUCGUGGUGUCAAUUACCGAACUCUGGAAGAGCUGUUUCACAUUAUUGAGGAGAGAAAGAAUACGUUCAAGUUUGAAGUAUCUGUCAGUGUCAUGGAAGUGUAUAAUGAACAAAUACGAGACUUGUUGGUUUCAGAAACACAGUCAGGAACAACAACCACGAAAAAGCUUGAAAUAAAGCAAGACGGUGAAGGAGCACAUCGUGUUCCUGGACUAGUAGAGAGUCAAGUAAACAAUAUGGAUGAAGUUUGGCAAGUCUUGCAGACUGGCAGCCACGGAAGGGCGGUGGGUUCUACGAAUGCCAAUGAACACAGUAGCAGAUCACAUUGCAUUCACUGUGUGAUGGUAAAAGGGGAGAACUUGUUGAAUGGUGAAUGCACAAGGAGCAAAUUGUGGUUGAUCGAUCUAGCAGGAAGUGAGAGAGUUGCAAAAACAGAGGUUCAAGGUGAAAGGCUGAAAGAGACACAAAACAUAAACAGAUCACUCUCUGCACUUGGAGAUGUGAUAUCUGCACUUGCAAAUAAGAGCCCACAUAUUCCUUUUAGAAACUCCAAACUGACUCAUUUGCUCCAGGACUCAUUAGGAGGGGAUUCAAAGACACUAAUGUUUGUACAGAUCAGUCCUAACGAGAAUGAUCUUAGUGAGACUCUCUGCUCGUUAAACUUUGCUAGCAGAGUGCGAGGGGUUGAGUUAGGUCCACCAAAGAAACAACUGGACAACGCUGAGCUUUUGAAAUAUAAACAAAUGGUCGAAAAGAAUAAACAAGAUAUGAAAAUGAAAGAUUUCCAAUAUAAGAAGAUGGAAGAUACGCUUCAUGGACUGGACAUGAAGUUGAAAGAGAGAGACCUAAAAGCUAAGAAUCUUCAAGACAAGAUGAAAGAACUUGAAUCACAGCUUCUAGUAGAAAGGAAACUGGCGAGGCAACACGUGGACUCCAGAAUUGCUGAACAGCAGCAACAUUUGAGACAACAACAUGAUGAUCAAAAUGCUGCAAGGCCUCCGUUUGCAGCCAAAACCACCCUAGCUCAAAUGAAUCUCAACCGUCCACUUGCUGAAAACAAUAAGUACAAUCUCACUGUGGCCCCCACUCAUCCGCAACCUCCCCUUCCUAAGCAAAUCGACGCAACAGAAAAAGAAGGCAAGGAAAAUAUACCCGGGAUUGAACGUAUACUUCUGCCUAAGCGGACUGGUAGAGCUUCUCUAUGCCCAAAUUUAUAUAAACUGCCUGCUGUAUCUGCCCCACGACGUAACUCUCUAAUCCCAUUGCCAAGUGUUACUGGGGUUGCCAAGUUCACACCUUCAUUUUUACCAUUGGAAACAAUUGAAGCAAACGAGGAAGAGGAUUUUGACAAUGUUGAUGGAAAAUGCUUACCUGAACCAGUCCGGGGGGAUAGUCCUACAGAACAUAAUUUUGAAAGUAAGAAAUAUAACGGCGUCUUGAGAAGAAGUAUUCAUAAGAGAAUUCAAACGAAGACCCCAAUGCAACAAAUCCGAAGAGGAGUAAAUGUAGGAAUGGAGAAAGUUAGAGUUUCUAUUGGAAGUAGGAGGGUUGCUCAUAGGGUUUUACUUGGUAAUAAUGCUAGAAGAGUAACAAGGGAAGGACAACAGAAACAGAGCCUAAAAGAAAAGGAGAGAUGGUGGAAUGUUGGAACAAGGGGAGCAGUUUUAUGAUCUCUUUUCUGGCAUUAAUCUUUUCCAAAGUUGAUUUCAUUUGGGUCUUUUAGGGAGGGGAAUUCUUUAUUGAAUCUGCAUUGACUAUGAUGAUUGUUGUAUAUAGUGCCCUUCUACUAGUUUACUCCAGGGUUUUUAAUUAUUUGUCUGACUACGAAGUUGUCAGUGUGCAUAAUGAUUUUACCUUUAAAUCUUAAAUUGAUUGAAUGAGUCCCCCCGAAAACGUGUCUUUUACCCAAUAUAAAAAUCAUGAUUUGUAGUU